AAGUAAAACAGGUUACACGUUAUUAUUCACUUCCAGUUCGAAGGUUAAAACGUGAAGCAUAUUGAAAAGGUAAAUACAACACUUUCUGUAAUGCCCAAAGAACCACCAAUAGACUCCGUUUACAUUGAGCGGCUGUAAUCCCUUUUCUUUUAUCUACUUUGUUUUUUUAUUAAGGCGUGUGCCCCAUGUUAGCUGCGUCUGGUAACUAGCAACGUAGCUAGCCGGGACAGAGCGUUGCUUCCUGUCUGUUACAUUUAAUAUAGAGAGCUACAGCUGGGAUUUCUGAACGUUUUGGGACUUGUUAAUUUGUAGAAAAAUGGCAGCGGGAGCGGCAACGGCAACCGAGGACUACCCGCAGGAGAUAGACGAACAGCUGACCACGUUCGAUUCCUCGGUGAAUGCGGUGAAAACCAUGCUGGAGAAGCUGAUGUCCAUGUCCAGAAACGACCUGAUGCAGACGCUGGAUCCUUUGGAGCAAGCCAAGCUGGACCUGAUGUCUGUCUAUACUCUUAAUUCAUUGUUCUGGAUGUAUCUGGUGACAAAGGGAAUCAAUCCAAGAGAACAUGGAAUCAAGCAGGAGCUGGAGCGCAUAAAGACUUACAUGAACAGAGUCAAAGAGAUCACCGACAAGAAGAAAGCGGCGCGGCUAGACAAGGGAGCCGCUUCACGUUUCUUGAGGAACGCCCUUUUUGAUCCAGACGACAAAGAGUUGAAAAAAGCUGCGACCAAGAAGCCAGUGGAUGCUCCCUCUGAAGCGCCACAGAGAAAACGCCCCAAACAGAGCUGAGCCUGAGGAAGAGCCGCUCAGUCUGCUGUGAGUUUCCUGAUACGGAAGCAAAUGAUCAAACAGCUAAGACGAAGUCAAGAAACGGCAAAUAUUUGUCUUACUUUAAGGGGAGUUUGUUUGGAAUUCAACCCUUGGAUGUCGAUUUUCUAAUGUUCGCUGGCUGUUUUAGAGAUGAACAAAAUGCUAAUUUAUCUGCUCGGCUUGUCGAGUGGUGCUGCUGUUGAGACGUUACUUUAGAUCUCUUUAAUUUGAAGUGAAUUCUAUGAAUACACUUCAAAUAUAUGUAUAUUUUUAACUUCUUCGUUCAUAUUUGGUUAUUUUUAUUCGUUCAUUCUUUUUCCUGUAUUGGUUUAAAAAAAUUUUUUUUUAACGUUCAUGUGAUCUGAAGAGACUUACUCUUUAAAAAACAACAUUUGUCAUUUUGUUUCGGGUGCUUGUGUUCUGCUUUUUGCCCCACAUGUAUAUUCAUUUCUGAAGUCUCCAAAUAAUACAGGAAAAUAAUGUAA
Molecule: messenger RNA, 1293 nt
Organism: Gambusia affinis (western mosquitofish)
Lineage: Eukaryota; Metazoa; Chordata; Actinopteri; Cyprinodontiformes; Poeciliidae
Gene: c1d
Product: C1D nuclear receptor corepressor
Exons: 5
Coding region: 317-787 (156 amino acids)
Biological process (GO): maturation of 5.8S rRNA; regulation of gene expression
Cellular component (GO): nucleolus; exosome (RNase complex)
Molecular function (GO): RNA binding; DNA binding
Source: RefSeq, a predicted model, not a curated record